This is a messenger RNA of Cercospora beticola, 1026 nucleotides long. RefSeq lists its product as uncharacterized. Gene Ontology annotation, molecular function: hydrolase activity, acting on carbon-nitrogen (but not peptide) bonds. The record is from RefSeq and is a predicted model, not a curated record. Gene Ontology annotation, biological process: carbohydrate metabolic process. Gene Ontology annotation, cellular component: membrane. Lineage: Eukaryota; Fungi; Ascomycota; Dothideomycetes; Mycosphaerellales; Mycosphaerellaceae.
CUGUCCUCGUCCCUCAAAAACUUCAACAGUGGACUUCAGGAGACAACAAGACCCAAGGCAACAAUGUCAGCCACAAAAUCCAAAUGGCCCAAAGGAGCCAAAGCCGCCAUCGUCGUCACUCUCGACAAUAUGGGCGAAGCAGCCGACCUAGACCGAAACCUCUGGCCUCAAGAUCAACCCAUCGGAAAUCACUAUUCCGUCAAACAAGUCCUACCGCAACUCCUCUCAAUCUUGAAGAAGCACGAUGUGAAAAUCACCUACUUUGUCGAAUCCUGGAACUUCACAGUCUACCCCUCCGCUAUCUCCGACCAACUCGCCUCCGCCGGCCACGAAAUCGGUUGGCACGCAUGGCGUCACGAAGCAUGGAGUAGACUCACCGACCCCGAAGCCGAGCGCGCAAACAUUGCGCGAAGUUUCGGAGAUGAGGGGUUGAAAGGUUUUAUGCAGAAAGGCGGACCCGGAGAGGAGAUCAAAGAUAUCUAUAAAGGUUUUCGACCUCCGGGGGGGAUUGUGCAUGGAGAAAGGACGCUGAAGUUGUUGAGAGAGUAUGGGUUGCGGUAUAUUAGUCCUGCGGGACAUCAUGCUGCGAGGGUGGGGAUUGAAGGAGGGAAAGAUAGCAUUGUGGUGUUGCCGUUUCGGUGGAGUACAGUUGAUGCGUAUUAUUAUAUGGAGACGUUUGCGAAGUUGAGGACUCUCAAGGGGGUUCUUCCGGAGGAAGUGCAGAGCGCGGAGGUUUUGAAGGAGUGGUAUAUUCGACAGGUUGAUGAGGCGAUUGAGGAGGGAGGGUAUUUGUCGUUUUUGUUUCAUCCGUUUUUGACGAAUGCGGAGGAUCUAGUGAGGGUUUUUGAGGAGGUGGUGGAGUAUUUGGUGAAGAAGAGAGAUGCUGGAGAGAUUUGGUUGGCGAGGUGUUGUGAGGUUGCGGACUGGAUUGCGGGGCAUCCGGAUGUUGUUGGUGAGGAUCCCGUGUUGGAUGAGACGACGUGGAGGUAGUUUGAGCAAAUGGUAUCAAGCGUUCGGGCCGUGAAC